Molecule: messenger RNA, 1668 nt
Organism: Ochlerotatus camptorhynchus
Lineage: Eukaryota; Metazoa; Arthropoda; Insecta; Diptera; Culicidae
Gene: BBS4
Product: Bardet-Biedl syndrome 4
Exons: 10
Coding region: 48-1646 (532 amino acids)
Biological process (GO): protein localization to cilium; cilium assembly
Cellular component (GO): ciliary basal body
Molecular function (GO): protein binding
Source: RefSeq, a predicted model, not a curated record
ACUGGUCAACAAGGGAGUAGAACGGUGACAAACCAAAAAUCUACCAAAUGUCCGAUUUGUAUGUGUACUGCAAUGGACGAACGGUUAGUGGAAGUGGUGGUGGUUCAGCCACUUCCAAGCACGCUGAAUCAGCGAUGGCAUCCAAGGUGAUGACAAAUCGAAACAUGAACUGGCUCAUCCAUGAGCUUUACACCAGAAAGGAUUUUUCUUUAUGCAAGAAGCUGAUUGGCAGGCAACUGACGAUAAACUAUGACAAAGAGUUCCUGUAUUACACCAAGGGACUAAUAUUGCGGGACGAAGAUAACCCAACGGAUGCAAUCAACUGUUUCCAGCAGGCCAUACUGGUGAAUAGAAAGAACUCGGAAAACUACAAGGAGCUUGCGAAAACGCUUUUCACCAUGGGUCGCCUCAAACAAGCACUGGAAGUAUUUCUCAAAGCAGAAACUUUGCUGGAACGACCGGAUCAUGAAGUGUAUCAUUACAUUGGGGAACUUUUCUACCGAAAUUUUGGUCAUCCCAAGGCAGGGCUGCCCGAGGCGAAAGAGUAUCUUAAGCAAUCCAUCAUGUGCGGUAAGCACAUCGAUAGCUAUAAGAUUUUGGCAGAAAUUUACAUCGAGGAAGGAGAUCAUCUCAAGGCGAUUGAGAUGAUUGAAAGUUGCCUGCUAAUAUCCCAAGACGAUGUGGCAAUGAUGACUCAAAUUGGCAUCCUAUAUUUGAAAAUCAACGAAUAUCAACGAGCAUUCGAGAAGCUCCUGGAUGCAAUUGCCAUUGACGAUAAAUGCGCAACUGCUCUGCUGGCGCUUGGAUCCAUUCUUCAGUCCAAAAACGACAUCGACGGGGCGCUGAACAAGUACAAGAGGAUUUCGAACCUACCGGAUGAGGGAUCUGAAGUUUGGAGCAAUAUCGGGCUAUGUUUUUUUAAGAAACAAAAGUACAUAGCGGCGAUAUCGUGUCUGAAGAAGGCGAUUUGGGUCGCACCAUUGAAUUUUAAUGCACUGUACAAUCUGGGGCUGAUCCUGGUAACAGCUCAACAGUAUGUCAGCGCUUUUCAAACGUUGGCAGCAGCUAUUAGCCUUAGGCCGGAUAAUGCAGACUGCUACAUGCUACUUGGCACAUGCCUUCGUCAUCUCAGCGACCCAGGAAAUGCAUAUCUAUCGUUGGAAAAAUCCACCAUGCUCCCAGACGCUAUUAAAAAUCCAUUAAUCUACCUAAACUUUGCACUGUACUGCUACGAGAUUGGCAAACCGGAUCAGUCAGUGUCAUAUUUGGCCAACUUUCUGGAAAUGACUCAACACAUCAGUGUCCACCGGGAGUACCUGAAGAUGGCAGAUCGACUGAAUACUGCGUUGUCAUCGUCAGUUGCCACCGAGAGGCUACCGCCGUUGUCCCCAGCGGUUGAAGCACAGCAUCAUCGUUCGACAGCGUCCAUAACCGCGUCCACUUCAAACGUGGACACUGCUCCAACGGACACCAGUUCUGGAAUACGUAAUGAGGACAUGAAUUCCUCAAAAGAUGCCACCGGGGGUAACAACAAGGACGAAGAUGAUGAUUACGAUGACGAGGAAGAAGAGCAUGAGGACGGGAACGGUGGGAGCGAGGAACCAUUAGACGAUGAAUCGGUGCAGAAUAGAGGUGACGGCAGAUAGAAAAGCGGUCAUCCGGAUUUGG